GAAAUCUUUGAUCUCGUGGAUGCACUUGAGAAAGCAGAAGGAGCUGAUGUCAACUUUUAUUCUUGGAUGGGCGUUACUCAAAAGACUCCCAAGAACGAGAUCGAACGUGCCUUCCGUAAAAUGUCCCGAUCUCUUCAUCCUGAUAAGAACAAAGGCCCAAAAGCUCAGGAAAAAUAUGCUCGUUUGUCAAGCAUCAUCACUAUCUUGCGCGAUGACGCCAAACGUGAGCGUUAUAACUUCUUCCUCAAGAACGGCGUACCACGCUGGCGCGGCUCCGCCUACUUGUAUAGACGCCAUCGUCCCGGCUUCAAAACUGUCUGUGUCUUUUUGGUAGUCCUAGUCUCUGCUUUCCAGUACUUGGCUCACUAUGUCAGUUAUGUUCAGGAAAGAAGACGCAUGUCCGGAAUGAUUGAACAAUACAAGGAAAUGAUUCGUGAAAAACACCAAAAGAUUCUGGAAGGACCCAUCACUGGUCGUCAACGUCGUUCUGGAGCAUCAUCACCACCUGAAGCUGUGACACCCUUGGGGGAAGUUGAAGGCCCCAUGUAUGCUGUUAAUCAAUAUGGCGAGGAAAUUGAAUUAACCCUCGAUAACAUUCAUUCACCCAAAAUCAAGGAUUUGAUCAUCUUCAGAUUCCCCUUCUGGAUCGUCAAAGCAUUAUUGUUGUUGGCUCCAAAAUCUAUUCGCGAAAAGGUCUAUGCCAUGAAUGCUUUUGAGAGUAUUCGCCCCAAGGACCUUAAAGAGGAGGCAGAAGCUGCCAAGCGCAAACUCCGUAAGGCUGAAUUGGCUAAGAAGAGAGCAGCGAAACGUGCAACUCAACAGAAGCAGAGUCCUGACGUUAGUGAUGAUGAGGUGUAUAACUCAUCUGAGGAUGAUGAGGCCACACUGGCUGCACGGGCCAAGGAAGAGGAGCUGGCUGCUGCAAGAAGACGCCGUCGCAUGAAGGCUCCUGGUCAGGCUACACUCAAGGGUGGACGACGUGGAUAA
Lobosporangium transversale is the source of this 987-nucleotide messenger RNA. RefSeq lists its product as hypothetical. NCBI's taxonomy places the organism in Eukaryota, Fungi, Mortierellomycota, Mortierellomycetes, Mortierellales, Mortierellaceae. The record is from RefSeq and is a predicted model, not a curated record. Gene Ontology annotation, cellular component: endomembrane system. The transcript is spliced from 2 exons. The annotation marks the transcript as partial.